Molecule: messenger RNA, 5700 nt
Organism: Cygnus olor (mute swan)
Lineage: Eukaryota; Metazoa; Chordata; Aves; Anseriformes; Anatidae
Gene: KLHDC7A
Product: kelch domain containing 7A
Exons: 2
Coding region: 2723-5059 (778 amino acids)
Molecular function (GO): protein binding
Source: RefSeq, a predicted model, not a curated record
GUUAAACAACCAUUAUGCCUGCUCUCUAUGAAAACGGGGAUUUACAGACACCCAAACCUCUGUUUAAAUGCAAAUGUGGCAUUUUAGCCUGGAACCAUGGACACGAUGAGCAUUAGGGAGGCAUCACCCCCUCCCAUAGCACCAUCUCAGGAGUAAUGUGACCUUUGGGGAAGGACCGAUGAACUGGUGGGCUCAGCAUCCUGCAUCCCAAAUCCACCCCUCCACCUGGGACUUGGCUCUUCCCCUGGUGAUGCUGGCACAAUUGUGGCAGGAUAUCUAGCACCGUGCAGAAAAGGAUGGAGGUUUGGACCCUCUCAUCACCAGGACAGCCCAAGCGAUGACCAGGGAUACACAUGAGCCUCUCAUUCGGGGCAGAGGUGCCGCCUGCUUUCACGAUACCCCACCAAGCACAGGAGCAGCUCUCUCUUGGUCCAGACUCACCGGCCAGACGAGCAGAGGCGAUGGACACAGAGUGGUGUCACCCCACCAGAGAAACCCCCCGUGCCACGUGGACACACAGCCUGGACCCUGCUGUCACCUCCUGCCCCCUCUUACCCUUCACCUGCUGCCUUCCUGCAGGGAAUUACAGAGACACUCAGUUAAAUCCCUGUCCCGUCCCACCCCCCUCGCCCCCCACCACACCCCCAGUUCUUUGAGGACCUGGCAGUGAAUAAUGCAGGAGGCUGCAGGGAUACGGAGCUGCUCUGGUUGGUACAUUAUUGAUGAGAGAUGACAGAUCCUUCGCUGACAAUCUGCUUAAGAGAUAUGAUUAGCUUGUAAAAAAUUAAUCGCACUUCUUAGGGAUGAUGCGAGCUGCAAACCCCAAGGAACAGCGUUAUCAAUGUUCCCUAAUUUCAGGGGACUUUGAAAAGGUUUUAGCAAAAUUUGGAGGCAGCAAUUACAUUCAAUUAGAAUCACAAGUGCCAAGACAUCACCGCCGCUUGCAAUGACCGUGUCCCCUGCUCCAGUGCAAUCCCUGCACAGCACUCAGCCUUUCCAAGCCCCAUAAAAACCCGCCAGCAAUCAAAAAAAAAACCACCGCCAUCCCAACACCCCUACAUGCCCAAGGCUGGGUUUUUGGCAGUGCAGCCCUACAUCUCAAGGAUGUGCAUCCAACUCUGGGAAGCCCCCAGCCUUUGGGGAUAUUGGAUGGGGACAUAAGGGCAGGAAUACACGGACUCACCAGGGACUGGAAAUACUGGUGGGAGCAGCAGCGGGCUUUGCUUGGUGCUUCCCCUGCCUCCAUCCCAUCAUUACCAGGCCCGGUUACUUGCCUGGGUUCACAGGGCUGCUGACAAACGCAUGCACAAUUCAUACAGCCCCGCACAAGAAGCCCUCUAUGCAGAGCUCGGUGGCAACUAAAAACCACGGCAGCAAAAAGCCCCCAGGGACACGUAGCAUACAGGUGGCCAGACUCUGCACAGUGCGUGGUGCCAAUUAGCCGAGCCCCCAAAUGCCUGCCCAGCCUCACGCCACACGCCACCCUGACCCCAGCAGCUUUAGAUUUUGGGUCCCUGGGGCAAUUUGGCACAAGAUGGAGUGGGGCUGUUGAGUGUUUUUUGACAGGUCUUGCUUUGGCCCUGGGCUAGAGCUUGAGAUGCGAGUGGGAUGCAUCAAUGCUAGCACCUGCCCUGCACCAAGGUGUGGCUCUUUAUCCAAAUAUCCUCGUUCCCCUGACCUUGUCUUUGCUGCCUUUCCCAGCACAAGGUGAUACCUGCCCAAACACACCACCCCCUCCCUCCCAUAAAAGGGGGUGCCAAUGUCUGGGAUGCACACAGGGGUCCCCACCAGCCAAGCCAGCACCCAGCACCCCUUCCUGGGAUCUGGUCCAGCAGCACCUCUCUGGUUUGCUGCCACCCUCUUCCUAUAAAUAUUUUGCUGUUUAUCAUGCGGUCCUCCACUGGCUGCACACAAAGACACAACAGCCCCCAAACCAAAGCCCCGCACAAAGGUGAGCAGUGUUGCACACUGCUGUUAGCUUAUGAGCAAUGAAACCCAGGUGCCAGCAAGCAUGAGAUCCCAGCGGAGCCUGUUUCCCCUUCUCUCAGCUAAGAGACUGACACCAUUAUAUUCUGUGCCCACACCUCACAUGGGAAGUUGUUUUAGCAUCACCAGUGCUCGUUUCUCCAGCAAAUCCCAUCAGGUCAGGACCAAGCCAGCAGGGAGUGAAGCCCUGAAUACAAGCAGGAGAACAGCAGCAGCCACAUUUUGGCUGUUUGGUGUUUUUGUUUGUUUGUUUGUUUGUUGGGUUUUGGUUUUUGUUUGUUUGUUUGUUUGUUUUGCAUUCAGAAGAGCUCGUGGUCUCCUCUCCCUCUCAUUCCCCAGCUCAGCCUCUGGGAUAUGCAGCCCUCGCUGGGCCUUGUUCCUUUGCACAUCUCUCAGCACGCAGAACUGUUCCCCUGGGGGAAAGGAAAUUAAUUUUUUCCCUUUGAAUUCAGCCUGCUCAGCAGAGGCUGCUGUAGGAUGCCAUUCCCAGGGCGGCCCCAAGCCCCCUCCUUUCCUCCCCUCCCCCCGCCCCCACCAUGGUACAGGCAUGGGGACCUGGGGACAUCAAGAAAGCGUCAUUCCCCAAAAUCUUCGAAAUUCAGAUGGAAAUUGGUCACAUUCCUGACUUCUUGGUCAGGGGGAGAAGGAAGCAGACGUGACAUUGGCUGGCAUCCACCGUGCCUCAGUUUCCACCACCACCACAGCCAUCCCCACGUGCAUCGCGAGGAGCCGCAACAUGCGCCUGCCCUGGUAUGGAAAAAUGAGCCAGCGGGUAACCGUGCCCUGGCAGUCCGACAUGCAGCUGGCCGGCAAGCUGGUCCUCUCUGCCGCCGCACUGCUCCUGCUGACUUUGGCGUACAGGUUUUACAAAUCCCGCUCGGCCCCCAGCAGCCCCGGAGGCAGCACCCUGGCAGCCGACGCUUGCGGAGAGACGGAGAGAAGGGAAAACACUGCCCAAGAUGGGGAGGUGGUGGCAAGUCUGCGGCGCAGGCAGGUUUUUGGUGGUGGGGCUUGGCAAGGUGGUGGCAAUGCCCAAGUGAGUGCCUUGGAGCCGCGGAAAGUGCUGGAUCGAAGAGAUCAAUGUCUGCCAGUGGGCAAGGAGGAGGAAAGAGGGGAGCCGGGAGGGCAGCCUACAUUUUUCAGCAGUGGGGACCUGGCUGAAAUGCUGAGUGGGGAGGAGGGCAGCAGGCACGGAUGCGGCGUGCUCAGCCCAUGCACUGAGCUUUCCACCCAGAUGGGGGAUGACAGAGGUGCCCAAAGCACAGAGCAGGAUUUGGCCAUCGGGGGCAUGAGCCAGGAGGGGAGCAGGGGGGUGAUCCAGACCCGUAGUAUCACCUCAGACCUGGGGAUAAUGAUAACAGCGAGCAACAAGAGGUCGGACACCUCCUACUCUUUCUCCUCGUUUGCGAAGAUCCAGGUGGAAGAGAACUACAUCACCGAGAGGAAUGUGAAGGAUGGGGCCAGACAGCUGUCCCCUGGCCUCAAAGGCAAAGUGUACGACUACUACGUCCAGUCCAUCUCCCAGACGGUGUCAAAGAAAAGGUCUCUUCCCUAUGCCCCUCUGGGAGAAGCCCUGAGCUGCAGCUCGGAGUAUGUCAAUGAAGAGCUGCAGAACUUGGAGCAGGACAACGAGGAGCUGCAGAGCUUGGAGCAAGUCAACAAAGAGCCGAAGAGCUUGGAGCACGUCAGUGAGGAGCUGCAGAGCACUGUCACCCCAGAACCUGACACCCAGUCCCAGCAACCAACCGUGGCAAUGCAGGACCCCAUCACUUCUCCCAUAGUCCCAUCACCUGCGGGGAGCUUGGAGGUUGCCACCAAGCCCCCAGCUCCCACUCGCAGUUUCAGCCGCAAGAACAGUGUCCUCCAGAUUGCUGAAAACCCCCAGCUCCAGCUUCCCAUGGAGGGCUUUGGUGCACCAGUGCCAGCCAACACACCACCAGCAAGCCCCCGGCUGGAGCUGGUGGCUGGCGCCAACUUCUUCCAAACGUCACCCCGUGCCCCGGACACCCUCCUGGAUCUGGGGAACUGCUACGAGAUCCUCUGCAUGGCCAAGGCGAAGAAGCUCAGCCACCUCCAGGAGGCUGCCUACAAGGUCAUGAGCGACAACUACCUGCAGGUGCUGAGGAUGCCCUCCAUCUAUGGCCGCCUCAACGCCAGGGAGCGGGAGCUCAUCCUCCAGCGGAGGAUGAAGGGGAAGAUGUGUGUCACCGUGGCAGACAUCAGCACGCAGGAACCUGACCUCCACGCCAGCCGGCUCUGCUACUACGAUGACAGAGGGGACCACUGGUAUCACCUCUGCCACAUGCCACCAGAGGCGGUCUCCCAAGGGUGUGCCAUGUGUAGCAUGUUCAACUACCUCUUCGUGGUGGCUGGCUGUGAGGGCUUGGGCCGUGCACAGAGACCCUCCAACCGUGUCUUCUGCUACGACCCCUUGACAAACAUCUGGAGGGAGAUCUGCCCCUUGAACCAAGCACGGCCGCACUGCAAGCUGGUGGCCCUGGAUGGCUGUCUCUAUGCCAUCGGUGGGGAGUGCCUCUACACAGUGGAGCGAUACGACCCCCGCCAGGACCGCUGGACCUUCACUGCCCCCUUGCCCCAUGACACCUUCGCCGUGGCCCACACAGCCACAGUGUGUGACGGGGAGAUCUACGUGACAGGGGGCACCUUGCGCUACGUGCUGCUGCGCUAUGCUGCCCGCAGGGACAGCUGGAUCGUCAGCCCGGCUGGCGGCAGCAAGGACAGGACAGCUGAGAUGGUGAGCACCAACGGCUUCAUCUACCGCUUCGACCUCAACCGCAGCAUGGGCAUCGGCGUCUACCGCUGCGGCGCCAAGGCCAAGCUGUGGUACGAGUGUGCCACCUACGCCAUGCCCUACCCAUCCUGCUUCCAGUGCGCUGCAGUCGGCGGCUUGGUCCACUGCAUCGGCCGGCACUUCCAUCUCCGCUUCUUGGCUGACCACAUCUCGCCACGCUUCGGGACCAAGGAGCUGCAGCCCUUCCCCUCGCCCCGCGGCAGCCUGCUCCCUGCCGUCCUGGUGCUGCCACAGGGAGGGACGGAGCAGGUGCAGGUUUGAAGCAUCCAUGCUGAGGUCUCAUGCAGCUUGGACCCGAUGGGAUGGUGAAAGCCAGGUAGCAGAAGCCACCAGCACGCGUUUACCUCCUAAAUGCUGUUGAUGCUGUUGGACCAACACUCUCAGGACAACGUCACCCUUAGCCACCAUGACAGCAUCCUGCCAAUCCCUGUAAGUGGAAAGGGAGAAGACAGAUUGCACUUAGACACUAACAAACCCAGCCUUAAGGACACAAGGAAGAGCAAAGCCGGAGCUGGGUGGACUCAUUUGCUUGCAGGUAUUUAAACACAGGUGUGCUUCCUCAAAUACAAACAAACCCGGGCUCACUGCAGGCUGUGCGCUGCCCUGUAAGUAGCUGCUUUGCAGGCACCAGGUGUUUAGCAUUGACCUGGACACCGAAUGCACAGCGGGGGUUUAGGGUGUAGAAGUACAGCUGAGAGGUUUGGUCCUCAUCGGCAUCAAGCUGUCAUUGAGCCUCACACCAGGGCAGGAGGCUGGGGACCAAAGCAUCCCCAGAAGGUACCUCUCCUACCCUUGCCUUGUUACCCGUUACCUUAUCCUCAGCCCGGAAUAACAUAUAGAUAUAUAUUUACAUGCACACAACGUAAAUAGACAAUAUAGAUUUAUAGACAGCUGGUCUUAAA